Molecule: messenger RNA, 1521 nt
Organism: Penicillium arizonense
Lineage: Eukaryota; Fungi; Ascomycota; Eurotiomycetes; Eurotiales; Aspergillaceae
Product: cytochrome P450
Exons: 4
Coding region: 1-1521 (506 amino acids)
Molecular function (GO): monooxygenase activity; iron ion binding; oxidoreductase activity, acting on paired donors, with incorporation or reduction of molecular oxygen
Source: RefSeq, a predicted model, not a curated record
AUGUACACCCAACUCAUCCUCCUCCUCCCCCUCCUCCUAAUAACAAUCCAAAUCCUACUCCGAAUAACCGAGUCCCUCACAUCCCCUUUAAAGAAUAUCCCAGGACCAUUCUGGGCGCGCUUCAGCAAUCUCUGGUACUUCAACCGUAUCCGCCGUGGCCAAUUCGAACAUGACAAUAUCAAGCUGCACAAGAAAUAUGGUCCGAUUGUGCGGGUUGCACCAAAUCACUACAGUAUCAGUGAUACAGCUGCUAUUAAAACUGUCUACGGUACGGGCUCUAAGUUCCCCAAAUCUGCUUGGUAUGAUGGAUGGAAGCAUCCGGCUCAGUGGACUGUUUUUGCGGAUCGGGAUAUGAAGAGACAUGCCAAUACCAGGAAACGGUUCACCAGCUUAUACUCCAUGAGCUCGUUGGUAAACUACGAACCCUUCGUGGAUCAUUGCGCAGAGCUGUUCAUGACUCAUUUGAACGAGUUCUCAGAUAACGGGGCGACAUUCAACCUCGGACACUGGUUCCAAUGCUACGCCUUCGAUGUCAUCGGAAACAUCACAUUCGGAGAACGCUUCGGAUUCCUAGACCGAGGCCACGACAUCGACGGCACAAUUGCAGCCCUCCAAAAAGUAAUCAUGUACAGCACACUAGUCGGCGUCUUCCCAGAAUGGCACCCACGCCUCUUCAAACCGCUAAGCAAGCUAAAAUGGUCCGGCGCCGGUGGCCGCGCAUACAUCAGCAAAUUCGUGCAGGACAAGAUCAGCGCACACGAGCAAAAAGCCCAAACCCAAACCCAAGACGCCGAAAAAAAUGAAACACAAUCCCAACCCCAAGAUUUCGUGGACAAACUCAUGCUCGCCCGACAGAAAGAACCGGAGAAAGUAACAGACUACCACCUCUUCAUAAUGGGCCAAUCAAACGUGACAGCGGGAUCUGAUACAACAGCUAUAAGCCUAUCGACGAUAAUGUGGCAUUUGAUGCACUACCCAGAUGUGCUGCAAAAGCUACGCGAGGAAUUAGAUGAGUUCACGGCCCACGGCCGGUGCAGCUCGCCUAUCACUUUCAAGGAAAGUCAGGAAAUGCCCUAUUUCCAGGCUGUUAUGAAAGAGGCGCUGCGCAUGCAUGCUGCUACGGGUCUUCCUAUGUGGAGGACUGUUCCUGAUGGCGGAGCGGAGAUUAAUGGGCGUUUCUUUCCUGGUGGGACUGUUGUUGGGGUUAAUACUUGGGUUGCGCAUUAUGAUGAGACAGUCUUUCCGGAUGCGGGGGUUUUUCGGCCGGAGAGGUGGAUUGAGGCUGAAGAUCAGCCUGAGAGGUUGAAGGUUAUGAAUCAGAUGUAUAUGCCGUUUGGUCUUGGUUCGAGGACUUGUCUUGGGAAGCAUAUCUCUAUUUUGGAGAUGUCUAAGCUUAUCCCUCAACUUGUGCAGGAGUUUGAUUUUACUCCGUUGCGGAAGACAUGGCGUACGGAGAACUUUUGGUUUGUUAAGCCUGUCGAUUUUGAAGUUCGGGUGCAGCGGAGGGCCGGAGUCCGGUAG